Messenger RNA from Aspergillus bombycis, 1578 nucleotides. RefSeq names its product sugar transporter. Gene Ontology annotation, biological process: carbohydrate transport; transmembrane transport. Gene Ontology annotation, molecular function: carbohydrate:proton symporter activity. Gene Ontology annotation, cellular component: membrane. The transcript has 3 exons. The record is from RefSeq and is a predicted model, not a curated record. Lineage: Eukaryota; Fungi; Ascomycota; Eurotiomycetes; Eurotiales; Aspergillaceae. The coding region runs from base 1 to 1578 and encodes 525 amino acids.
AUGGUCGCUGGCGGUGGAGUUGUUUCUGCGUCCGGCAUGGAUGUGUACCGGGCGCUGCCAAACAACACAAACGCCAACUGGCUCAAGGACAGGGGCCUUCGGCGCCUGAAUUUCGGCCUCAUACUUAUGUUUGCCUCCGCUGCAGCAAAUGGGUAUGACGCUGCUUUGAUGAAUGGGCUCCUGACCCUCCCUAUGUUUGCAAAGAAUGUCGGCGAGAAUAUAAGCUCGAACAUAGAGGGCCUGAUCAUUUCAGGGAUUUCCCUAGGAGGCACGAUCACCUUUAUACCGGCUUCGUACUUCGCGGAUUACUUCGGCCGCAAAAUGUCCGUCGCACUUGGAUCGGCCAUCAUGAUUGUCGCGAGUGUGAUCCAGGCGGCCACCAUCGGUCGCUGGGCUUUCUUUGGAACGAGAAUCGCGAUGGGGGUUGGCCUGGGUUUUGCACAGACAGCUGCUCCGCCGUUGACGACUGAGAUAGCUCACCCACGGCAUCGGGGCGUGGUGACGGCCAUCUUUCAGGCUACUUGGUACUGGGGCGCGAUUCUGGCUGCUGCGGUGUGCUUGGGGACGCUCUAUGUUGAGGAUAGCACCUGGUCCUGGCGGGUUCCUUGCCUUGUCCAGUGUUUCUUCCCGGCGGUACAGUUGCUCGGACUGAUUAUCGUUCCGGAAAGCCCGCGGUGGCUCGUGUCGAAGGACCGGCGCGACGAGGCCUUGCAAAUUCUCGCCCGCUACCAUGGGAAUGGGGACACGUCCGAUCCCUUGGUUCAGUUCGAAUUCUCUGAAAUCUGUGGCGCAAUCGAUCUAGAGAACUCAGCCGCCCAUAAAAGUGGCUGGUCGGCAUUCAUCGCGACCAAAGGAGCUCGGCAUCGCCUAGCAAUUUGUCUCCUGGUCGGGGUGAUGAUCCAGUGGGCAGGUAAUGGUGUCAUCUCUUAUUAUCUCGCACCAAUUCUGCGAUCCGUUGGCAUCACCAAUCCCACGCAGCAAUCCGCCAUUAACCUGGGCCUUCAGGCGUGGAACGCAGUCUGUGCCGCCGGAGGUGCCGUUGCCGCCGAGAAAUACGGCCGACGCCCGCUCUGGAUGCUCUCGACGGUGCUGAUGCUGCUCUUCUUUUCCCUGGCGACUGCCCUGUCCGCCGUGUUCGAUAAAUCGGCCAUCCAGGCGGCUGGCAGCGCGGUCGUCGCAUUCCUCUAUCUGUUCUACGGCGCCUAUGAUAUCGCCUAUACCCCACUCUCCAUUGCGUACCCGGUCGAGAUCAUGCCGUUCUACCUGCGCACCAAGGGCUUGUCGCUAAGCCUAACGGCGCAGUUUGCCGCGGGCUUCUUCAACCAGUUCGUGAACCCCAUUGCUCUCGGUGCGAUCCAGUGGAAGUUCUAUUUGGUGUACCUUGGUCUGCUGGUCAGUUUCGUGGGGAUUGUGUACUUUGUGUUUCCUGAGACCAAGGGCCACACGCUUGAAGAGAUUGCCGUCAUCUUCGACGGCCCGGGGGCAGAGACGGAGAUCCAGCGGGAUCUGGCUGCUGUCAUUGCGUUAGGGGGGGAUGUUAAAGCUCCUCUGAGGGAGGAGUUGGAACACGCUCCAUAA